UCUUGUGGUUUAUAAACUUAGUAGGAGCAGUAGGAGGGGCCGGAGGGAUAUUCUUGAAACAGUUGAAUCUGCGCGUGGGGCUUUGCGGGAGGUAACCAAUCAAUACUCUCCCAAUUCCACUGAAAGACACGAAGACGCUGGCGUUAAACGGACACAUAAGAUUGUUUAAAAUGAGCUACAUGGGCAGAGGAACUUUUCUCAGACUCGCUGUGGUGGUAAUAUUAUACUCAUCGGGAACGACGUGGACUUUCCGUGAGGAGAAGGAGGAUGCAGACAGAGAAGUGUGUUCGGAAAACAAAAUCGCAACGACGAAGUAUCCGUGCGUAAAAUCCACGGGAGAUGUCACAACGUGCUACAGAAAGAAGUGCUGUGAUGGUUUUAAAUUUGUGCUGGGACAGUGUAUUCCAGAAGACUAUGAUGUAUGUGCUGGUGCCCCCUGUGAACAACAGUGUACCGAUCAUUUCGGCCGUGUGGUGUGUACCUGUUACUCUGGUUAUCGUUACGACCGAGAACGUCAUAAAAACCGCGAGAAACCGUACUGCCUGGACAUUGAUGAAUGUGCCAGCAACAACGAGACGGUGUGCUCACAGAUCUGUGUGAACACCCCAGGCAGUUACCGCUGUGAGUGCAAGAGAGGCUUCUACUUAGAGGAUGAUGGAAAAACAUGCACCAAGGGCGAAAGAGCUCCGCUGUUUGAGAAGUCAGACAAUGUCAUGAAAGAGGGAACAUGCUCAGCCACAUGUGAGGACUUCCAUCGUAUGAAGAUGACUGUUCUCCAACUCAAACAGAAGAUAGCUAUGUUGCCAAGCAACACAGAGGUGAAUAAGCAGACGACCAAUGAAAAGAUACUGACGACACACGCAUUCUUACCCGGACCUCCAGGGCCACCUGGGCCAGCAGGGAGCCCAGGACCCAAUGGUUCACCUGGCCCAGCAGGACAGAUGGGGCCACCAGGCUUGCCUGGCCUCCGAGGUGACAUGGGGCCCAUUGGUCCCUCUCCGGACCUCUCUCAUAUCAAACAAGGCCGGCGUGGUCAAAUGGGUCCUCCCGGGGCGCCAGGGAAAGAUGGCAUGAAGGGAGAGAGAGGGCUUCCUGGCCUUUCUGGACCUCCAGGCCCACCAGGAUCUUUCGACUUCCUGUUGCUCCUGAUGGCCGACAUUCGUCAUGACAUUGCAGAACUGCAGCAUAAAGUGUUUGGAAGACCGUUGCACUCUUCAGAAGAGGACUUGCCCCCUGCCCCUGACACUUGGAGAGAUAACCAGGAAAGUCUGGACUUUGGCUCCGGAGAAGACUACAAACCCCAGAGUCCCCCCAAGAGCACCAGGAAGAGAAAAUUGCCCGAGACCUUAAAUAAUCCCAAUUGGCCAAUUUGAGACCGCCAUCGAAUUUGGCAAUACUGAAAGAAAGAACUUAUUAAAGAGAGAAUGAGUGGAGUAUAAAUAUCACAGAAUGAUUGUUAUUUAAUUGUAUACUCUCUGGAAAAAAAAAAGGCUGAAUGUAUUUCACUGUAUGAAAUUUCUAUUUUUAUAACAUAAAGGAUGUACAUUUUUGUAAUUUC
Myxocyprinus asiaticus (Chinese sucker) is the source of this 1558-nucleotide messenger RNA. Its product is annotated as collagen and calcium-binding EGF domain-containing protein 1-like. The transcript is spliced from 11 exons. NCBI's taxonomy places the organism in Eukaryota, Metazoa, Chordata, Actinopteri, Cypriniformes, Catostomidae. The record is from RefSeq and is a predicted model, not a curated record. Gene Ontology annotation, molecular function: calcium ion binding. Bases 171 to 1373 code for a protein of 400 amino acids.